Messenger RNA from Dermacentor andersoni, 2252 nucleotides. RefSeq names its product pre-piRNA 3'-exonuclease trimmer-like. Gene Ontology annotation, molecular function: RNA binding; 3'-5'-RNA exonuclease activity. Lineage: Eukaryota; Metazoa; Arthropoda; Arachnida; Ixodida; Ixodidae. The record is from RefSeq and is a predicted model, not a curated record. Gene Ontology annotation, cellular component: endoplasmic reticulum; nucleus. Gene Ontology annotation, biological process: nuclear-transcribed mRNA poly(A) tail shortening; priRNA 3'-end processing; siRNA 3'-end processing.
AACAAUCGAUUGGUGUCCUGGCGCGCUCCCUGAACUCCGUGCACCUCUCGAUUUUGGGCGUCCGCGGGCGGAAGUCUCGAUCUUGUGAGUCACUCGCUUCAAGGUUUCGGCACUCAUUACCCUGAAUGCAACAACGCCUCUAGAGACAACCUCCUCUACAAGUUCCGCCGAUUCCUUUCUUACGAAAAUCCUCUAGAGAUGUCGCCCGAAAACAAACAUGUCAGCGCGCAUACGCGUAGUCACGUGCGCGCAGUGCCCAAAGCGUGCGCGUUUCAAAGUAAUGUAUUCGUAAUGAACGCGCAAAUGAUAUCCACCGACAUAUUUUGCUUGUGAAGCAUCCGCCUUGCAGCGCAUUAGGUCAAAUGUCUGUGCUGCAACGACGCGCUAUGAUGGAAAAGCGAGAUUAGACGUCCUGCAAAGUUACAGCCUAUGGUUACAGCAGCAACAUGACGGAGGUGACAUCUUGCAACUUCGAGCGUCUCGCUCCUGAAAUCGAGGCCGCCAUCGAAAAUGCCGCAUUUGUGGCCAUAGACACGGAAUUUACCGGUCUCGUUCAGGGACCGGACGCAAUGCCUAGUCUGUUUGACAGCAUCGAGGAGCGUUACGCCAAGCUGCGCCAGACCGUCGCUUCUUUCUACGUGUGUCAGCUGGGGCUUUGUACGUUCACCUCUGUGCCGGAGGAAAAUCUUUAUAGGGCGAACGCCUUCAACAUCUACCUCUGCCCGCGCUCCUUCGGCAACGUGGACCCUCAGUUCUGCGUUCAAGCCUCUUCAGUGGAGUUUCUUUGUCAGAAUGGCUUCGACUUCAACAAAUGCUUCUACAAGGGCGUCCCUUACGCGGACAGGGCAUGCCAGAGAGCUGCCGACCUGUACAUUAUGAACGAGCGGUACUUUGAGAAGCCAGGCCUGGCCCAAAUUUACGACUGCGUGCGCCACUGGUUGAACAACAACGACCGAACAAAAUCGGACAGUGACGAUUCGUUGAUCGUGACGCCGCCCGAAGGCCUGAGUGUCGCGCUUGUCAUGGCUGAUCUGAAGACGCGUUUCCCCGGCGUCGACGUUCGCAUCUGUCGCGGUGGACUGAAGCUGACGCUGUCCGAGGACUGCGAACCGCAACGCGUCGCCGCCGAAGGCCGAGCCCCCACGGAGACGGAGCUGCGCUGCGCCAUGCUGGGUUUCAGCCGCUGUUUCGAGGUGCUGGCGGCAAGCGGCAAGCCCGUGGUGGGCCACAACAUGCUACUCGACCUGCUGCUACUGUACCACCAGUUCUGCGAGCCCCUUCCGAAGUCGUACGCCAGACUCAAAGCGGGACUGAGCUCCGUGUUCCCAGCGGUGUACGAUACGAAACACAUGUCGCUGCAGCUUCGGCAACAGGGUGUUCCAUGGCUGAAGGAGUUGAUGUCAGGUGCAGACCUGUUCUCCCUACACAAGGCUCUGAGCAAUGCGGUGGUACCGUAUGCACCACGCAUCGAAGGAGCACCCAAAGACCUACGGGCUCACGAGGCUGGCUGCGAUGCCUAUGCGGCAGGCUUCGUCUUUCUGAAACUGGCCCACAUAGUUGCUCAACGGUUUCCAACGCCACCCCGUGCUCUGUCCUGGAAGAACCAUCGAGAUGCUGUGCGGCCCUAUGCGAAUCGAGUGAACUUGAUCCGUGCCCAGUACCAUCAUCUCAGCCUGGGCACUGCCGACCGGACUGCAGAGACAAGGCCCCCGUGGCUUUGCAUCCGCUCAUCGGACCAAGCGCAGGCAAAGGUGCGGGCUGUGCUGGCGCGCUGCGGCGUUGUCGACAUGCGCCGCCUUUCGAACAGCUGCCUCCUAGUCGCCGUGGGCAACUUUGGGUGUGCGAGAGACAUUGUGGAGGCCUUCCAAGAUGACCCUGCGGUCAGAGUGGUCAAGUACAACUCGUAUAGACAUGGCGGCAUCAUGCGGGCCUGGCUGUGGAUGGCAACUGUCGGCACGCUUGCGCUGACGGCGGGUUGCGCACUCCAGCUGGCAUCUGGAAAGGUGCCUGCCCUGUGACGCACAUUAGUAUUGCAAGCCUUUCAAACAAAUGAAACUGAUUGUCUGACAAGUUCCCAUCGUGCGCGUUUGGUCGGUGAUUCGUGCUUUUGGCUGUGGAUUAGCACCACCUUUUACGUGCGGACAAAUUUUGGAUAUUAUGCCAACAUUGUGAUACAUUGUGAAAUCCUAAUCGUGUGAGUGUUUCGUGUAGAUUGAGUGAAUAAAAUUGAACUAAUAGGUAUUAUAAUGUUU